CCAUGCCCCAGAUCAACCGUCUAUCUGGCUCUCUCUCCAUCAACAGACGACAAUUACGACUCUACCCGUCGCUCCAGAAUACCUCAACGCUGUAAUCCAUCAUGCCUCAAAACGACCCCCUCGAUGGCGCAAUCGUCAGCUUUAUCAACUACGGCACAGGCACUGCUCUUGAUCUCACAGGAGGGAAUUCGAAGAACGAGACUCCUAUUAUAGGCUAUCAGUUUCAUGGUGGCGCAAACCAGCAAUGGAGACUGGAACGGGCUGACAGCAGCACCGUUUGGCCGACCUGGAAGCUCAUCAAUGUGGCGACCAAAACUGUCGUCGACCUCGCUUUUGGAGGCGCGAACAAUGGCAAUCCCAUUAUCGGCCAGGAGAACCAGGCCAACAACAACAACCAGCUAUGGCGCCUUGUCUCAGCUGACCCUCUGGGUCGAGUUGUUAUGAUUCAGAAUAUCGGCACUGGUACCUACAUCGAUCUCUUCAACGGCAGCUCCGCCAACUUAACCAAGAUCACGGGCUGGGCCGGCAGCGUUCAAGACAAGAAUCCCAAACAGCUGUGGCGAGUCCUCCGAAUGAACUAG
Messenger RNA from Xylaria bambusicola, 581 nucleotides. RefSeq names its product carbohydrate-binding module family 13 protein. The transcript is spliced from 5 exons. Bases 102 to 581 code for a protein of 159 amino acids. The record is from RefSeq and is a predicted model, not a curated record. NCBI's taxonomy places the organism in Eukaryota, Fungi, Ascomycota, Sordariomycetes, Xylariales, Xylariaceae.